AAUAAACAAAUGCUGUUAAUUUAUCCCUCAUUUGCGCUACCAAGCUGAUGUUGGAUAGCUAAAACCGUAAAAUGGUUUGCUAAUGGAAACUGAAAUUUAGCCCGUUUGAUUUAGUGUUAUCGUAUAUUACUCAUGCCGAAUUCAUUAUGAAGCAUACAUAACGAAUAUUGUGUUCUUUUCUUUUAAUUUUUUUUAAGGCAAUGUCACUGUGUUUUACUACACAUUAAGUGAUUUGUGGAUACGUUUCAGUGCUAUUGGAUUGCAUGUUAAAUUGUACGCCUUUAUUGUGAAGUGCACUUCUCCUGUUUCCGUGUUAAGGUCCUGAGCUUGGAAACAACUGAGAGGAGCACUGCGGUGUUUCGGAGAAGCAUUGUUAGCAGAGCAGUUCGUCGCCAGACUCCUCGGACUUCUGUCGUUGCCCACUCGUUUUCCUCGACGGCUCCUCUCCUUUCCUGAUUUUUAUUUAUUCCCAUACACACCUCAAGGGACUCGCACAGAAAUAUAAUCACUAAAUGACAGCCUCUCUCCCCCGCAGAGACAGCUGGUGCGGUGAUAACAUCGGAUGCGGGUGGAGGGGGGGAUGCCCUUGACUUGGGAAGGAAGAGUUAGGAGAAGGGGAGCAUCAUCAUUUAAUGUAGUGACACUGUGUGAUCUUCAUUGGCAGGGGCGCCAGGGAUGCGUCGCAGGCUCUGCAAGUUGAUUUCAUCCCUGCCAGACGAGGAGCAGCAGCAGCAGCGUCCUGCUGAGACUGGAAAUGCUGUGCAUCUGCAGGGAGCCCUGGCCCUGGAGCUCCGCUGGUCAAGCUGAAGAGGCCUGAGCGGUCUCCACCUCCGGAUUAGAUGGUGGCAGAAGGCAAGUGUGCAUGACAAGAUAAACAAACCCAGAGGCUGUACUGCCUGCGCUGCAGAUAAGCAAAAGCUGUGAGUCUACUUUGAGUUUGGUUGUCAUAUUUGCUUUUUCUGGGCCUCUUUAGGCACCACAGACUCUAUUUGUGGGAGUAGAUGUACCUAUUAAUAAUAAAUGUAAUGGGCAGCAGCCCCUGAACUGUAAAUGUAGGCUUGAAACUGGGCUGGUUUAUUUUUCUAACCCCUAAAGAAAGGUGGGUUUGACUGAACAUAAUGGCUGACCACGAAGAAGCAGAGUUGUCUGAGUCGCUUCAGAAAGAGGACGGGUUCUCCAGUGAGCUAGAGGAACCAGUGGAAGAGAGCGCAGAAUUCAUCCAGCUCCCGGCCAAAACCGAGUCCUUCGAGGCAGAGUCCCCAACCAGGACAAACUACCUACCCAAGCCAGGGAAGUCGGCGCUCAACAGGCCGAGCUCGUACAUGGAGAACACGGAGAUCCGUAGGAGUAAAAACAUUGCAAGGAGGAAGCCCCCGGGGUUUUUUGCUUCCAGGCUAGCACAGAUUCGCCUGCCCAGUAGGAAGUACCUGGGCAUUAUCUUACAGGACUCGCGCUGCUUCCUUUUCUGCAUGUGCUACCUGACAUUCAUCCAGUCGCUCAUGGUGUCGGGCUACCUCAGCAGCGUCAUCACCACUAUAGAGAAGAGGUACAGCCUGAGGAGCUCUGAGUCAGGCCUCCUCGUCAGCUGUUUCGACAUCGGGAGCCUCCUGGUGGUCGUCUUCAUCAGCUACUUUGGCGGACGGGGUCAGAGGCCUCGCUGGCUGGCGGUAGGUGGGGUUUUCAUUGCCGUGGGUGCCGCCCUCUUCUCCUUACCUCACUUCAUCUCCCCGGCGUACCAGAUCAAGGAGGUCAACUCAUCUUCCGGCAAUGAGGGCCUGUGCAUGAACAGCAACGCCAGUGGCAGGGACCGCGUCGACAUCACUUCCUGUCCCAGAGACCAGGAGGGCAACGAGCACAACCUGUACGUGGCGCUGUUCAUCAUCGCUCAGAUCCUGGUAGGCAUGGGAUCCACGCCCAUCUACACGCUGGGACCCACCUACCUGGAUGACAACGUCAAGAAGGAGAACGCCUCACUGUAUCUAGCCAUCAUGUAUGUGAUGGGAGCACUGGGCCCAGCAGCGGGUUACCUGCUGGGAGGAGUCCUCAUUGGCUUUUAUGUGGACCCCAAGACUGUUGUCAACAUUGACCAGAGCGACCCCCGCUUCAUCGGCAACUGGUGGAGCGGGUUCCUGCUGUGUGCCGUGGCCAUGCUGCUGGUCAUCUUCCCCAUGUUCACCUUCCCCAAGAAGCUGCCGCCCCGACAUAAGAAGAAGAAGAGGAGGAAAAAGCUGAGCCUGGACGACCUGUCUAGUGACGACGACGUCCUCAAGGAGAAGACCAACAACAAGAACCAGACGGUCACCUCCUCCAUGGGCUUUGGCAAGGACAUUAAAGACCUGCCCAAAGCAGCAGUGAGGAUCCUCAGCAAUGUGACCUUCUUGUUCGUUAGCCUGUCCUACACGGCAGAAAGCGCCAUCGUCACCGCUUUCAUCACCUUCAUCCCCAAAUUCAUUGAGUCUCAGUUUGGCAUCCCGGCUUCCAAUGCCAGCAUCUACACCGGCGUAAUUAUCGUACCCAGUGCCGGCGUCGGCAUCGUCCUGGGCGGCUACAUCAUCAAGAAGCUGAAGCUGGGAGCUCGCGAGUCGGCCAAGCUGGCCAUGAUCUGCAGCGGAGUCUCACUGCUCUGCUUCUCCACACUGUUCAUCGUGGGCUGUGAGAGCAUCAACCUCGGAGGAAUCAACAUCCCCUACACCACCGGACCGACUCUCACCAUGACCCAGAGGAACCUGACAGGAGGUUGUAAUGUGAACUGCGGCUGUAAAAUCCACGAGUACGCUCCGGUCUGCGGCUCCGAUGGCAUUACAUACUUUAACCCCUGCUUGGCCGGCUGCAGCAGUGUGGCCAAUGAUAGCUCCGGGAUCCGUAACUACUCAGACUGCGCCUGCGUCCAGAGUCGGCAGGUCAUCACGCCGUCGUCCAGCGGUCAGGGCAGCAACCAACUCCAGCUGGUCAUUGUCAAGACCUAUCUGAACGAGAAUGGCUACGCCGUGUCAGGGAAGUGCGACCGCACCUGCAGCACCCUCAUCCCCUUCCUAAUCUUCCUCUUCAUCGUCACACUCAUCACUGCCUGUGCCCAGCCCUCCGCCAUCAUCGUCACCCUCAGGUCUGUAGCGGAGCAGGAGAGACCGUUCGCUCUGGGAAUGCAGUUUGUUCUCCUCAGGACUCUCGCCUACAUCCCGACACCCAUUUACUUUGGCGCCGUCAUCGACACCACCUGCAUGUUGUGGCAGCAGGACUGCGGCGUCCACGGCUCCUGCUGGGAGUACGACGUCACCUCCUUGCGCUUUGUCUACUUCGGCCUCGCAGCCAGCCUCAAGUUCCUCGGCUUCCUCUUCAUCUUCCUCACCUGGUACUCCAUCAAGUACAAGGAGGAGCGGGUGGAGCGCUGGCUCAAGCGCCACCUGUCGCCCGUCGACACCGUGGGCAGCCUCGUCUGCCACCCGGGUGGCCACAAGGGCCACGCCCGCACCCGCUCCUGCCCCGUCAACAUCCCACGAAGCGACCCCAACACACUGCCUGCUAACGCUCCGCCACGCGCCGGCGCCCUCAACCGUGGCGUCAGCACCCAGAGUUGCCCUGGCAACGAGCUAAAAGCAAUAACUCCAACCCCUCCAGGUGUGCCAUCACCCGCAGCGACAACCGCCCCCGCGCCGGCCCAGUCGCUGGAACAUGUUUCGGUGCGAGUCUGAGUUUUAGACACGGCGGGCGAUGAGGCAGGUCUCACUGACAUCUCUUUUAUUCUGAAAUCUAGCCAGUCGUCAGGUGGAGGUCCUGCUGUCAUCUCAAAACUCUUAUGGCUAGUAAAACGCUCAGAACAGCUUCUCAAUUUUGCCUGCACCACCAAAACCAUUAACUGGAGAGUCCGGAUUUAUUCUCAACCUCCAGAUGACAGGUGGGGUGAUGAAAAGUCGAACUCAUGUGGGGACCGCCCGGACCUGGAGACCCUUCUCUGACACCAGAAAUCUGCUUGGUUGGUGAAAAUGUUGAAAGCGGGCCAGGUGUUUUCUUUGUUACCCACCAGCCACUGCAGCAAGCGGACAAAGGCUUUGCUUCCCUCGCUCGGGACAGUGGAGAGUUCAUCGCUCAUAAACCCCAACUCCCUCCCCCCACCCACUCUCACACACACACACACACACACACACACACACACACACACACACACACACCCUCGGCAAUACGUGCCUUCUGUCACCACGGUCCUCACAUGUAUAUUACAUGUACAAACACACCCACACUGGACGUCUCUCAGACUGUGGUCACCCUGUAGGAACGAGACUGAUCUGAACAGAUACCUCAGCUUCACCGGUCCUCCCGCUUCCCCCCUUUCACUUCUCGUCUGUAUGCUUCUUCUUCAUUUGUGUUUUUUAUUUCUGCCCCCUCAUGUCAUUCAAUUUUUUUCUCCGGACACCGCAUAUCAGAAAAAAAAAAAAAAAAAAAAAACCCCUAUGGAAAUGUGAUACACUGCAAGUGUUAAGAACUGGAAACCGAUGGCAUGGUGCUAUGUAAAAAAAAAAAAAAAACAAUGUUUAGCGUCCAUUUUUUGUUAUAUUUGGUUUUUUUUUUGGUUUUUUUUUUGUCUUUUUUUUUAAGAGUUAAAACAUUUGAAAAGAACCCAAGUGGACAACAGGUCACUGGGCUAAGCAGCUUGGCAUGCACAGAAUGCAUUCCUGUCCGAUGCAAGGCCUUUUGUUGCUCCCCUGACACAAUGACACGUAGUAUUACUGCUGGAAGUCGGAUUGUUUGGCUUUUGCCAGCUACAUACAAUGCAUCCAUAUAUCCGAGCUGUUCCCUCACCCGCCCUCCUGACUGGCACCCUGAUAAGUGGUUUAACCUGAAAAGAACAGGAUCGGCAUUUUCCUCCUGACCACAUUCCUGGCUGGACGCGUCGCUGGGAUCCUCCACACGGCUGGAAGAAAAAAAAAAAAAACCAUGCUUGGAGAAGUCUUUUUGAGGUUGGACUUGGAAAGCGCACUGCCUGUAUUUGAAUGAAAGAUACAGCCAAUCAUGUACCAACAGCAACACCAACAUCUGUACUAAACAUGUAGGACGACAAGUAGUCGACCGUCAUGUAGAGGUCAUAGUGUAGUCGUCUGUUCUCCACAAAUGAAAGCUGCUGGUGAGUUUUGAGAAGAAUCCUGGAUAGAAAGUUAGUUUCUGGUCCCGCGUCCAGAUGUACUACCAAUGAUUUAUGGGUAAUGACCUUCUUGCCUGAAAGAAUAAGAUGUGCCGUUUUCUUCACCACAUGCCAGGCCAGACAAAGUGUGGAAAGUAAAAAGAAGGCAACAGUUUUCAAGUUUAUUAAAAUCACAGGGAAAGGCUACUGAUCACUGCAGCUAAUGAUUGUUUUUUUUUAAAUCUAUAAAUCUACUGAUUAUGCUUUAAAAUUAAACAGUUAAUUGUUUGAUUAAAAAAACAAAAAAAAAAAACAUUUUUUUUAAGUCAAAAACAGUGAAAAAUGCCCGUCACAAUUUCCCUGAGCCUGAGGUGACACCUUCAAAUGCAUUUUUUGUUCAGAGAAAAGCAGCAAUUCUUUGCAUUUGAGACACUGAAAGUGUUAAAUGUUUAGUGUUUUUGUUUGUUAAAUGAGUUUAAUAGAUUAUCAAAAAUGUUAUUGAUUAUGUUUAUGUCUGUUUACUUAUAUUUUUAAAACUAGAUUGCCCCCAGGCAAGUCAUUGUUUUGACAGUUUAGGCCGAGGAGUUGAAGAAAUUCUUGCUGCAGUCGUUUCACAAAGUCAUAACUGCACUAUAAAAAAACUCUGUCGUAUCAAGUCAUUUUUUGUCUGUUAUUGUUAGUCGUCUUAGAAACUAAUGAACAAACUUUUGACAGAACAAUCUCACCCCAAACUUCAUUUCGUUGUGCGUCCUGGAGCUUUCCAUCAUAUCAGAUGGUCUUCCUCAGCAGGUGAAUGCACAGUUGCCACAGAGGUGUCGACAUGGUUAAAAGUUCUAUUUUAUCCGAACUCUUAAAGGAUCCCACCACAAGAUACAUUUAGUAACUUGUGCUUAAGUGAUCAGAAAAAAGGACAUUUAAAUAAAACCAAUUCCAUGAGAACUGGGCAGCAUCUGUUGUUGAAGAUCAUGUGCUAUGAUCAAAAGCUCCACAACAGUCACUAAAUGGAGCCUGGAGGAGACAUUGUUUAGUCAGUUGCUGUUUCCGAUAAAUUAUAUUUGUGAAGUAAAAAAAAAAAAAAAAAACUAAGAAAAUUGUUGAUUUGUUGAAAUGAUCUCACCUUUGAGACUCAAUAACAGACAAAAACUUACUUAGAUGUUUUUUAAGCAGUGGAGAAACAUCACAUUAGAUAUGAAAACCAAAAUCCUUUAAUUUAGUCAAUUUUCAAUGAGUGUCUGACAUUUCAAAGAGGAAUAAUGAACCUAAAGAAAACAGGGAGAAAUUCCUUUUUAUUUUAUGUUUGAGUAGUUAAAAUUCAACCACAUUUAAAUCUUAUUCUAAAAUUAGUUGGUACAAUAGUGAAAGUUUGAUAUUUAGCGGACUAUGGAAACAAAGAAAUGAUAAUGUAAUAAUUAGAAUUUUAUAAGAAACUAAUAAUUGUGAAAUUGAAAUACCAAUAUUUUACUUUGAAAACCAUCUGUUUGAAUUUACGUGGUUUGAUUUUAUUUUUCUGGUUCACAAAAAAAAAGAAAAAAAAUGAGGUGUCUGGGGUUUCUUAUAGUCAAAUAGUUGAAUUUGUCUUUGUUGGAUCACAUGACUAACUGGCCCCAAUGUUCACGUUUGAAUUUUUUUGAAUGUUGAAUUGGGGCUUCUGAAUGUCACCAAUUUAUUCUGAGCAACCAGAUUUUUUGAAAGUUGAAUUUGCUUGAUUUUAUUAGAUUAGUGUCUUGAAUAUUCAACAUGUUGAUAUUUUUAGAAAUCCUUUUGUGUUUUUGAAACUGCUCCUCUUCAAAUAAUUAUACGGAACACAUAAAUUCAGACAAAUGAUUUUCAAAGUGAAAUAUUUCAGGGAUGUAAAUUAAUUAUUCACUAAUGAUUCACAGUCAAAUUAUCACUCAAUCACACGAGCCAAAUUUUGAUGGCGAUAGUUGAUUCCACUGUUUGAUUACUCUGUAAAAUGAGGUGACGUUUUAAAUGGUUGGGGUAACACAGUAUUCAUUUAAAGCAGUAUUACCACUCAUUUCCUAAAGAGCAGCCUCCUCGCUCACGAUGGUCCGUGUUACAGAAAUGUGAAUCAUCAUAUUUGUUACAGAUUUCCCGUUGCACUGUUUUUUUUUUUUGUUUUUGUUUUUUUUUUGUCUCUUUUCUUGUUUAUCCUGAAUCUUCAGACCUCAGUGAAGACAGUGUUCAGGUCUGUGGUGCUGCCUGUGGAGGUUCAGUGUAUACACAUGCAACAUGCAGUCGGGUUAGUCGCUGUCCUCUGAGGACACCUGCUGGUCACAUGUGGAACAGCAUGUAGAGAAACGAAGGCAAAACAAAAACACGAGAACAACCAAAACAGUUUGUUUAUCAGGAAAAAUCAAGUGUGGAUAGUGAGGUGUGUGUCUCAUGUAAUCAGUAUUUUUACAUUUGAGAGCAGUUUUCUUCACAUGUAGAGAAGCUGAACCAGUGAAAACUGGGUAAUAAAGUAAUCAUUCAGGUCCAGUAGAUCAACACUUAAACAUUUCCAAAAUCCUUUUUUUUUUUUCUCAAUUUAAAGUAGUUUUUAACCUGUUUAAUUUGCUGCAACCAAACAAAAAUAUGAUAAAACUUAAUUAAUCUUCCCUAUUUUGCAUUUCUAAGCAAAAUACAAAUAUUUAAUUAAUAGUUUAUAGCACAUUUAUAAGCAGGUGUAAGGACAGUAGUUUAGUAUUUGUAGUUUUCGUCAACAAUUGUAACUUCUCCUCUGAAGAUAUUUUAUAUUAGAGAAUAACUAAAAGCAUUUGAUGCCAUUGUUGAUAUCUGACAGUUUCAGCGAUACUGACCGACUCGCUCAAAAAGUAUAAAGAGGUUUUUAUGUCGGUACACAAAAGGAAAUAAAAACAACGCCUUGCUUGUCAUGCCGCUGUGACUCGAAAUCAAAAGGUCCAUUUACAUCUAUCCUAAUUUUAUGUACUAUUGCUUUUUAAUUUUACAUACAAUCGUAAAAUACAGUAAAUCUUUCUCGUUGCAGCAAGUUCAUUGUUUUUCAUAUUUGUGGGAUAAAUGAGUGUUUGAGGAUUUUGGAAAUGUCUUCAGAACAGCGUUGAGGUUUUUCAAUCAUAAUUUAGAGGUUAACUGUGGCUCACAUCUCUUUGGAAAUGUAAAAACAACGAUAACAUGAGAGACACAAACUGGAGCUGAUUUCUUUUCCUUUUUUUCUUUCUUUUUGAUGACUUUCAAGGCUCCAGUCAUAAAAUGAUAAAUAAAAAUCUAAAUUUUGGUGCACAGAUGUAUAUUAGAGCUCACGUUUUGUGCAAAAAGAUGAUUUUCUUUUUUUUUUUUUUUUUUUUUUUUUUUUGCAGUAUCUAGAUAAACUUUUAAGAUCGGGGAGGGGUUGGACAAUAAUGAUACACAGCAGUGAAGAAAAGUCUGAGGGACACAAAGAAACUACUUUUCAAUAAACAAUGACGGGGUGGGGUGGGGUGGGGGUUCGGGGGGGUGUAGUCGGGGAUCAUCGUACGCCUGAACAAAUAGCAGCGAAGAAGAAAACUUGACGCAUGGUUUCAGUACUCAACACAGUAGAGACAGUAGACUUAGAGUAGACACAUUAAACGACAUUCCAUUUUCAUGUAAAGCCAGAACAACAACAACAUACAAAUCACAACUAACUCCUAACUGUGUCGGUCCGUGUUGUGUUAGUGAAGCACCGAGAUAAAUAACUCAUCCACCUACUGUGCGUUCUGUUUCUCUGUGCCUACACUUCACAUUUUCAAAACUGCUGUUUCCGUUUGUUUACGUGAUGCGUAAACUGUUGAGCCGGUGUUGCCGUGUCAACCCAGAAACAAUGAGGAUGAAACGUUGAGGCCGUCUUUCCCAUCCCUUCUUUGUAAAUCUUAAAAAUGUAGAUCAGGGUUAUACUUGUUUUUCCUUUAAAAACAACAGCUGCUGUAACACUUUUGAUGAGUUCACUUUUUCUUAAAUUUGAUUUAGUGAAAAUACAGUUUUCUCUUGGGCGUAGUUUACUAAAAAUAACAGUAUUAAUAGUGUUGUUCUAUAUUUUUCUUUUUCUUUCUUCAACAAAUCCCAGUCCAAAAGAAACAGUUUGUAGUUUGUCUCUGACUUCUCUCCUCUGUCUGGCUCCAAACAUUCUCCUGCAGAUGUAAAUCUUUAAAAACAGUUCAAAAAUAUAUAGUUUCACUUAAAAAAAAAAAAAAAAAAAAGGCAAAUUUAUGUCCUAAAACAACUGGACACAAGUUUUUAACAAGCGAGUAAAAACUGCAUUUGUUGGGGACUACUUCCAGUGGUGGAUUAAUCCACAUCUGCUGUUUCAGUGAGUGUUUGGUGCGGCAGGCAGCAGCAGGUAUAAGAUGCAGGUGGUCUCAGCGUUUCGUCCUCAUGUUGUUGACUUUCUCUGACGUUUCUGUUGGUUUCCGUGCCGACACCAGCUCCAGGAUUUUACCGCAUCACUACCGUUUAUCCUCCUCUGCUCGUCUCACAUCCUCUUUUGGAGAGAAGGAGGCAGUUUACCUCCAUGUUGUCGUUUCAUGUAGUAAUGUGGCAUCAUUUCCAGACUGUGAUUACACACAAAGACUGAAUCUGUAUGAGCUCCUUCAGACAGAUGUAGGUUGGUUUACUAUCCUCUUUUUUUUCUUUUUUUUUAUUAUUACUAUUGUAUUUAUUUCAAAAGGACAGUGUUUUUGACUGAAAGACCACAAUAAAUAGAGGCAACAUGUAGAUUUGUGGACACAAUGUUUACAAAUGCCUUGGAUACUUGACUUUGGUCAAUAAAAAUGUGAAAAAAUAAUAAAACAGUAUUACAGAAA
Molecule: messenger RNA, 9894 nt
Organism: Seriola aureovittata
Lineage: Eukaryota; Metazoa; Chordata; Actinopteri; Carangiformes; Carangidae
Product: solute carrier organic anion transporter family member 5A1-like
Exons: 10
Coding region: 1119-3689 (856 amino acids)
Biological process (GO): transmembrane transport; sodium-independent organic anion transport
Cellular component (GO): membrane
Molecular function (GO): protein binding
Source: RefSeq, a predicted model, not a curated record